UCUCUCUCUCUCUCUCUUCAAUGCAAUACGUUUUCUUAAAUAAAUAAAAAACACAUACUUUCUCUGUUUCAGUGUUUUGCAUUUAUUUUCGAUUUUUUUGUAACGUAAAGAAAAGGCAGAGAUGGAUAUCGGAGGAGAGUGGAGCUCGACGGAAAUUGUGGUUUGCGGAUUUUUUCGAUGACGGAGGUUGUUUGUCAGAGAAUGCUUAAGCACGAGGAAGAAGAUUCGCCGGAGAAAUGCCGGGAGCGCCGGCGCCGGAGAAUCGAGAUGAGAAGGCUGGCGGCGAUAUCGGCUGCGAGUUCGCCGACGCCGACGCCGAGCCCGAACCGGAAGGAGAAUCCUAACUGGGCGGAUUGCUCCUCUGCAGUGUCGAAGCGGAUUCGGACGGCGGAGAAUAGUGAUUUACAGGCUACAGCGGCGGCGUCGUCUUCGCCGUCGUCUUCAGGAGAUUACAGAGAGGCCUCGUCGGAGCCGGAGAGGAAACCGGUUUUCGGGACUAUGUCGGUGGCCGGAAGGUCACGUGAGAUGGAGGACGCCAUAGCCGUUAGGACCAGACUUUGCCGACCGGAGAUAAGUGGCCGGCGAUCAGUGCACUUUUUCGCUGUGUUUGAUGGCCAUGGAGGACCUCAUGUGGCGGCAUUGUGUAGAGAAAGGAUGCACGUGUUUGUGAAAGAGGAGCUGAAGCGCGUGGGACGCAGAGGAGAGAGCGAGAGUGGGAGAGGUAACAGUAGCUCGAAAGAGGAGCACGAUGAAGAAGAGGAGGAGGAGGGAUUGGAAGAGAGGUGGAGGAGAGUGAUGAGGAAGAGUUUCGAGAGAAUGGAUGCUGUAGCAUUAAGCACGUGCGCGUGCGGGUGCGUGGGAUACAAGUGUGGGUGCCACCUUGCUGAGGUGGCGCUAGGUGGCUCCACCGCCGUGGUGGCACUUCUAACGCCCGACCACAUUGUCGUCGCUAAUUGUGGUGACUCACGCGCCGUCCUUUGCCGUGGAGGAGUCGCUAUUCCUCUUUCCCAAGAUCACAAGCCUGAUAGAUCAGAUGAACUGGCCAGAAUUGAAGCUGCUGGGGGUCGAGUCAUCUUUUUGAAUGGAGCUCGAGUUGCAGGCAUUCUUGCAAUGUCCCGUGCAAUAGGGGAUAAGUAUCUCAAACCAUUUGUAACAUCAGAGCCUGAGAUAACAUUUACAAAACGAGAACCAGAAGAUGAGUGCUUAAUCCUCGCAAGUGAUGGCUUGUGGGAUGUUCUUUCAAGUGAAUUAGCUUGUGACGUGGCACGGGAAUGUCUUCGAGAAGUAACUCCUGCUCCUGAUGCUGCAAUAGACCUCAAUUCUGGGCCUCGGAUAGAAGAUGAAGGGGCCGGUGCAUUGUAUCCAUCUCGAAGUGUACUUGCAGCUGCACUGCUGACUCGCCUUGCUUUGGGACGAAAGAGCUCUGAUAACAUAAGUGUCAUAGUUGUUGAUCUGAAGAAGAGCUGAGGGGAAAAUAGAAUAGAAAAGUUAAACUUCAUGUUGAUGGGAAAAAAGUGGGGUAAAAAAACAUGCACAGAUAUGUUGCAUUGAAGAAUAUUUGCCAUGAGAUAGAUGAAAAGAAUUUCAUUGCCUCUUCUGGCAUCAUUUGCUAUGUAUAUUGCAUUCUUUUUCUGUUCUGAUCAAUCACGGUUCUCCACAAAAUUGACUGUGGAAUGCUGUAGAGAAAUGUAUAUAUAUUGCAUUCUUUUGCUCUUCU
Messenger RNA from Quercus robur (English oak), 1717 nucleotides. RefSeq names its product probable protein phosphatase 2C 75. Gene Ontology annotation, cellular component: cytosol; nucleus. NCBI's taxonomy places the organism in Eukaryota, Viridiplantae, Streptophyta, Magnoliopsida, Fagales, Fagaceae. The transcript has 4 exons. The record is from RefSeq and is a predicted model, not a curated record. Gene Ontology annotation, molecular function: cation binding; protein serine/threonine phosphatase activity. Gene Ontology annotation, biological process: protein dephosphorylation. The coding region runs from base 178 to 1467 and encodes 429 amino acids.